Molecule: messenger RNA, 1245 nt
Organism: Glarea lozoyensis ATCC 20868
Lineage: Eukaryota; Fungi; Ascomycota; Leotiomycetes; Helotiales; Helotiaceae
Exons: 3
Coding region: 1-1245 (414 amino acids)
Biological process (GO): lipid metabolic process
Source: RefSeq, a predicted model, not a curated record
AUGUCUCUCGUCGCCUCCCCCCUCACCAACACCUCCACCGCUCAAACCGCGCCCUCCUUCCACUCCGCCCCCGCCUGGUCCCUCAACGACACGCGCGCCCACCUCCCAAAAUGGUACGUGCCGGCCUUCUUCGUCGUGCUCGUCGCCUCGCUUGCGCUCCCAGCUGGCAAAGCGCGCAUCUACUCCACGCUCCCCAUCGUCCUCGGCUUGUGUGCGAUGCUACCGUACCAUACCGAAGGCUCCUUCAAGAAAGACUUCGAUCUGGGAAACCUGGUGCUCGGCUGGUUUUUGGUGUACAUCAGCUUGGUGCUUACGAGUCCUGAGACGCAGUUUUGGAAGCAGGAUGGGCGGAAGUUGUCGCCUGAGGAGAGGAUGAGGGAGUUGGAGGGGGCCGGGUAUCUGAAGAAGUUGGCGUGGAGUUUUAAUGUGUGGACUAAUCCUAGGGGCAUUGGGUGGAGUCAUCAGGUUGGGGGGUUGAGACCUGCUGCUCCUGAGGGGACGACUGUCAAAAGCUUCGUAGUUCGCAAGCUGGCAUAUGCGCUUGGAUUUUUCGUCACUCUAGAUGUCCUCCACCUCUGGUAUAAGCAUUUGGAAGCCAGCAGCGGUAACCCAAACUGGACGGUGUUUUCAGAGCCAAUUCCAAUUCGCAUCUUGAUAGGAUUGAGCAACCAGUUCCGAAUCUUCUGCGAGAUGGCAUCUAUGCACUCUCUCUGCGCUGCUUUGACUACCGCUGUGGGCAUCUACAAGCCAAGUGACUGGCCACCAAUUGUUGGACGUCUACAAAAUGCAUACAGCAUUAGACGAUUUUGGGGUAUGGUCUGGCAUCAAUUCAUGCGUCAAGUAGCACACUCCGGUGGCCUCCUCCUUUCCAGGGAUAUGUUCAAGCUUCCAAAGGGAUCUUCCAUCUCACGCCUCGUGUAUCUCGUGGGAGCUUUCGCCUCCACCGGUUUCUACCACACCAUCGUAACUGUCUAUGCGACUGCCUUCCGAGCUGGUCUCAACCCAUGUGGUGACUUGCAAUUCUUUGUCCUCCAAGCUGUAGGUAUGUUUAUGGAGGGUUGGGCGAUCGAUUUCGUGCUCUGGUCUGGUCAUGGUGGUAACAAGACUGGCUGGAAAUAUUUCGGGUAUUUGUGGUGGGCAUCUUGGUUGGGAUAUUCGUGUCUUUGGUAUCUUGAGGAGCUCCGAAAGGCUGGUCUCUGGGAUGUUGAUCUCAAGGUUCUAGGAUAUUUCGGCUUCACCUUGUAG